AUGAGGCUGGGGACCUUCAGGAUCUUGGUAGUGCUCGUCCAUGUGUCGGCAGCCUGCGAGUUUGGGCCCUUCCCUUACAGCGUCACGGGGAUUGUCUGCAGGAUGACCAAGCCUGCAGCGUUGCUGUCAACAGUGAACCAGGAAACAGCACAGGUCAUUCAAGCAGCAUUCAGAAAUGCCAAAUUCCCAAAUAUCACCGGGGAAAGGUCCAUGCGGCUCCUCGGCAAGGUGGCUUAUGGGCUGACCAACAUACGAGUAAAUGACUUGUCUAUUGAGCAGAGUGAGGUGGAGCUCAAGGAGAACGAUGCCAUUCACAUUGCCAUUAAAAAUGUGACAGCCUUCUUCAAAGGGACCCUAAACUAUGGCUAUGCUGGGGCCUGGUUUUUGCAGCUUUUUCAUUCAGUUGAUUUUGAAAUCGAGUCUUCCAUUGACCUCCAGAUAAACAUUAAACUGAUGUGCCAGAAGGACCAAGUGGCUGCCGAUGCAUCGGACUGCUACCUGACUUUCCACAAACUCACACUUCACCUGCAAGGAGACAAGGAACCAGGCUGGCUGAAGCAGCUCUUCACGGAUUUCAUCUCCUUCACUUUGAAGUUCGUUCUCAAGAGCGAGGUGUGCAACGAAAUACAUUUUCUUGCCCAGGUGCUGGCAAAUUUUGUACAUGAUUUAGCAGAAAAUUUUGUCCGGGAUGAAGGUAUCAGUGUUGAUAUCUCCCUUGCAUCAGUUCCUUUAAUAAAAGCAAAUUACCUAGAAUCCCACCACAAGGGCCUUGUCCUGUACAAGAACUACUCCAAUGUCUUCACUGACUCUGUUUUCUCCCCGUCACUGCUGACUGAGUCCCGGAUGCUUUACUUCUGGCUGUCAGAACACAUCCUCAACUCUUUGGCUUCAGCAGCUUUCUUAGAUAACCGUCUGGAAUUGACCAUCAGAGGAGAGGAGUUGCAGGUGCUGUUUGAAAUGGAAGACACGGAAGCACAGCGGAAUGCAGUGCAGAUGAUUUUUCAAGGCACCUCCUAUAAUGAUUCUGUGGCCAAGGUGUGGAGUCUUGCCCAUCCCCAAAUCUCUGUCCAGCCUGAAGGGACAGUCGUGAAGUCCUUGGUAGCAGUGGAGGUCAGCACCCUUUCUGCAGGAGAAGAGUCCCUGAUGGUUCUGUACAUGGAGAAGGAAAUCACGGUCACCAUCCAAGCUACCUAUGCAGAAAAGAAACUCAUUUUGCACCCUUUGGAAUCCAGGAUAGAGUUUAAAGUCUUUAACUGCACAGCUGAUCCAAGUGAGAAUGACCCAUCCAUAAGAAACUUCCUGCAGACAAUGAUAUCAGUUGUUGGGAUCCCAGAAGUGAUUUCAAGGAUCGAACCAGCUUUGACUUCACUGAUGAACAGCAAAGGGCUUCAUCUAUUUGAGAUCAGAAAUCCUGAGAUCAUCACAAGAAAGGGAUACAUAAUUGUACAACUUGACUUUAGCUUCCCGAAUCAUUUGCUUCUUGAUUUUCUUCAGAAUAGAUUAUAG
Molecule: messenger RNA, 1506 nt
Organism: Nestor notabilis (Kea)
Lineage: Eukaryota; Metazoa; Chordata; Aves; Psittaciformes; Psittacidae
Gene: CETP
Product: cholesteryl ester transfer protein, plasma
Exons: 16
Coding region: 1-1506 (501 amino acids)
Biological process (GO): cholesterol homeostasis; triglyceride homeostasis; cholesterol metabolic process
Cellular component (GO): high-density lipoprotein particle
Molecular function (GO): triglyceride binding; cholesterol binding; phosphatidylcholine binding
Source: RefSeq, a predicted model, not a curated record